CUCUCUUUCUACAGUAGUACACAAGUCAGGCUACGGCCGCCCAUAACCAUGUCCAUAUUCCAGAGUAAUGAGCCCAGCUCCACCUUUCUUCUCCAAUGAUCCUCUGCGUUUGAGUGGACUCUCUGCUCAAUGAUCCUCUGCGUUAGAGUUUCAAAAGCUCUAGCUUUCACUACCACUACCACUGCCGCCGCCACCUCCAACUACAACUCCUUCUCUCUCAAGGUACGCCUUCUCUUUCCCCUCCUCUCUUCUUUCUCUCAUUAUAACCAUUCAUCCACCACCACCCUCAUCCUACCCUCAGUCUCAGAAACCCAUUACAGAGACCUCUUAUUCAGCACCAUUGAGAAAAAGCCCUGGGCUUUUUGCUCCAUUAACUGGGUCUCCCAUAAGUUUCGACCCGUUAUUCUCGACUCUGAGUUGUUCGUACGGGUCGUCCGUUCUGCUGGGCAAAGACCCAGAAUCGCUUUGCGUUUCUUUCGAUGGGCCGAGGGCCAACCGGACUUUCACCGCUCUGAGUUUGCUUUCUGUGCUGUUCUUGAGAUACUUGCCGAGAACGAUAUGAUGAGCUCGGCUUAUUCGGUUAUGGAGAGAGCGGUUAGCGUGAAUAUGGUUGGGAUUGUGGAUGUUUUGAUGGAUGGGUUUGUGUGUGCUGAGGUUUCUGUGAAGCUUCUUGAUUUGUUGUUGUGGUUAUAUACCAAGAAAUCAAUGAUUGAACAGUGUUUGUUGGUUUCUGAGAAAAUGAUUCGAAUUGGGUUAGUACCUGAUGUUAAGAAUUGUAAUAGGAUUUUAAGGAUACUUAGAGAUAGGAAUAUGAUAGAUAAAACUAAAGAGGUUUAUAGAACAAUGGGUCAGUCAGGGAUUAAGCUCACAGUUGUUUCUUAUAAUACUAUGUUGGAUUCCUUCUGUAAGGAAGGUAAAGUGCAACAAGCGCUUGAGCUCUUACUAGAGAUGCAAAUGAGAGGCUGUGUUCCUAAUGAUGUAACUUACAAUGUGUUGAUUAAUGGGCUGUCGACCAAAGGGGAGGUAGAGCAGGCCAAGGGACUGAUUGGAAAGAUGUUAAGAUCAGGAUUAAGAGUUUCUGCUCACACUUAUAAUCCUUUAAUCCGCGGUUGUUGCAUCAAAGGAUUGCUAAACGAGGCAUUAGGCAUUGUGGAAGAGAUGAUCAAAAGUGGUGUUCUGCCUACAGUUGCAACGUACAAUACAAUCAUUUAUGGCCUUUGCAAAUGGGCAAGAAUGGAUGAUGCCAGACAGUGUCAUUCUGAUAUGUUGAGGAGUAAUUUGAUGCCAGAUAUAGUAACAUACAAUACUCUUAUAGAUGGGUAUUUUAAGUUGGGAAGAAUGAGGGAGGCUCUCCUUGUAUUUGAUGAGUUGAGAUGUAAGAACCUUGUUCCUACCAUUGUUACUUAUAAUACUCUUAUAGAUGGUUUUUGUAGACUGGGGCACUUGGAGGCUGCUCAACUACUCAAGAAAGAAAUGAUCAAUCAAGGAAUUCACCCUGACGUCUUUACGUACACCAUCCUGGUGAAUGGGUGUCGCAAGGCCGGAUAUUUAUGGCUGGCGAAGGAAAUCUUUGAUGAGAUGUUGCGCGAACGCAUAGUACCAGAUGGCUAUGCUUACAAUACACUAAUAGCAGGUGAGUUGUUGCUUGGGGAUACAUUGACAGCAUUUGGUAUCCGAGAAGAAAUGCUUGUAGGGGGUGUGUGUCCUGAUUUGGUCACUUACAAUAUAUUUGUGAGCGGUCUUUGUAAACUGCGGAAUUUGAAAGAAGCUUGUGAGUCAUUGCAGAGUAUGUUAGGUGAUGGCAUUGUCCCGGAUCACAUGACAUAUACUAGCAUCAUUCAUGCUCUCUUGGUAAGUGGACAUAGGAGGAUGGCCAUACAGAUAUUCUAUGAUAUGCUAAAGAAAGGAGUGUCACCUUCGGUUGUAACCUACACGGUAUUGGUCCACACACUUGCAGCUGAGGGAAGUCUAGGACUUGCAUUUAUGUAUUUCUCAGAGAUGCAAAAGAAGGGUAUCUUGCCAAAUGUGAUCACUUACAAUGCUCUGAUAAAUGGUCUCUGCAAAGGAAGAAGAAUGUGUGAGGCUUACAGAUUACUUGUUGAGAUGGAAGACAAACAAAUACUUCCAAAUAAGUAUACUUUCACUAUGUUGAUAAAUGAAAACUGUGGCAUGAGCAAUUGGCAGGAGGCCAUGAGAUUAUACAAGCUGAUGCUUGAUAGAGAAAUUCAACCUGAUUCUGCAACACACAAUGCCCUUUUCAAGCAACUAAACAAAGACUAUAUGCAGCAUGCUGUCGAAUACCUUGAGAAUCAAGUUCUUUGUAGGGAAGAAACUGUUGAUUCAAAGAGUUGAUAUAUGAUGUGUAGGGUGCUAAGAUGAAUCACAAGAAGGAUGUGUAGUGGUAUUUAUCAACUCCAACUGAUAGCCACUCCGUCGAUAACUGUGUUAAUUCUUUGGAUGAUACUAUGGGUUCUUAAGAGGGAGGCUUCAGGCUGCUAAUGGAUGAGUUCUGCAACCUGAAAUGGCUGACUAAUAUUUUUCUUCAUUUUCUGGCUCUGGCUAACUGUAGUUCGGUAUACUUGAAAGCUGAAGUGGUUUCCCUGACAGAAACCAGGGCUGUAUGAAGCUGUUUUGAGUAAAAAUCUUGGUUGUAUUUAUUCAUUCUUUCAACAUUUUUUGGGAGAAGAUUAUUAGUUGUGUGAGUCCAAUUGUAUUAAUCUUUGUACAUAAAGAGAACUAGGAAUAGAAUUUAGAUAAUGGGGGAUAGUGAAAAUCAGAGUCUAAGAGAGACAUCAUCAGUGAAACUUGUCUUAGAACAAUACCAGAAAACGAUUCAAAUUCAAUCAAAUCGGAAAAGGCUGAUAUGUUAAUUCGUUCAUCAAAACAAUAAUCACAUUUUAAUAUUUUAAUUUGCAUUUGAUGUUGAUAUUCAUGACUAAUAAUAAUAAUAUAGCAUCGU
Molecule: messenger RNA, 2959 nt
Organism: Humulus lupulus (European hop)
Lineage: Eukaryota; Viridiplantae; Streptophyta; Magnoliopsida; Rosales; Cannabaceae
Product: pentatricopeptide repeat-containing protein At1g22960, mitochondrial
Exons: 2
Coding region: 130-2352 (740 amino acids)
Molecular function (GO): protein binding
Source: RefSeq, a predicted model, not a curated record